GCCUAGCAAUAGCACAGGCUCCCGGCCGAGUCCGUUAUGGCCACUGCCGCCUUGGGGAGGAUGAGGGGGGCCGCGCAAGCGAAGCUGCUGUCCAGGCCGGGCAUCCAGGUCCCUGGGGGACUGGCGCGGCCGCUGGUCCUGGCGCUCCUGCUUGCGUCCGCUGCCAUGUCCAGUGCUGCAUCGAAGACUGAUUCACUGAGCCAGACUGUACUCAACCAACAUGUUUCUACUUUAAAUAUGAAUGCUGUAACACAGGAAAACCAAACCAAACCUUCUAUUUCCCAAAUCAGUACCACUCUCCCUCCCACAUCUAGUACAGAGAAAAGUGGAAGAGCAUCUGUGGCCCCUCAUCCCUCACCUACUACUUCCCUGUCCCGAGAGGAAGCUGAUAACAAUGAAGAUCCUAGCAUAGAGGAGGAGGAUCUUCUCACACUGAAUAGUUCUCCGUCUACAGCCAAAGACACUCUGGACAAUGGAGAUUACGGAGAACCAGACUAUGAUUGGACCAUGAACCCUAGGGAUGACGAGUCUGAUGAGACCCUGGAAGAAAACAGGGGUUACAUAGAAAUUGAACAGUCAGUGAAGUCUUUUAAGAGCCCAUCCUCAAAUAUAGAAGAGGAAGACAGUCAUUUCUUUUUUCAUCUUAUUAUUUUUGCUUUUUGUACUGUUGUUGUUUAUGUUAUAUAUCACAACAAAAGGAAGAUUUUCCUUCUGGUUCAAAGCAGGAAAUGGCGUGAUGGCCUUUGUUCUAAAACAGUGGAAUAUCAUCGUCUAGACCAGAAUGUUAAUGAGGCAAUGCCUUCUUUGAAGAUUACCAAUGAUUAUAUUUUUUGAAGCACUGUGAUUUGAAUUUGCUUAUUGUGUAACUUUAUUUGCUUGACUUUUUAUAUGAUGUUGUGCAGAUGUUUGCCACAGGCAAUUGGUACUUAAAUGAGAGGUGGGUCUCUCUUUUGCCUUGGUGCUUUGGAAAUUAAAUGUCACAAACAAGGAGUAUAUAAUUUUUUAUCUAUACUUUUGGAGCUGAAUUCAAUCAGGUGUCCAAAAUGUGAGUUAAGCAUUACCUUAUAUUUACAUUGUUGUUUUUAUUGUUUUAGAUUUAUUAUACUUCUUCUGGAAGUAUUAGUGAUGCUACUUUUAAAAGAUUCCAAACUUGUAACUAAAUUCUAACAUAUCUGGUACUGCUGACUUAGAUUCACUCUCUGCCAUCCAAAUACUACUUUUUAGGCACACAUUUCUUUGUGGUCCCAAUAAUGUAUAAGGAUAUAUGUGAUAGUGCUUUGCAUUUAAGUAACAUUUUUUUCUUCCAUGAAAAUUGCUUUGGAUACUUUUAGAUAAUUUAAACAUAAUUUAAGAUAACGAUAUUGCUCAGUCUGACCACAAUUUUAGGUAACACAUUAACUGUGUCUAGAAGUUCUGGCAGUAGAGACUGCAGUUUGCGGUGGACCAUAGAUAAAAUGUUAUAGAGAUAUCAUUUUUUGGUUUGAAUUACUGAAUUAAAUUUAAAGGUAGAAACUAGUAAAUUAUUAAGUACAUGUGCAAUUGCUUUUGGUUAGCAAUUGGUUGUAGCAUGGGUCCUCAAAGGUUUCAAGCAAUGGGCAGAGUUUAAAAUUAUAUCAGAUUUGUUCACUUUGUUUACUAUUUUAUAGUAAGUUUGAAUGAAUCUUAGAGGCCAUUAUCACUUUAGUAAUAUUGUAUCUCAGUCUUUCAAAAUAAAAUUAUACCUGAAUGAAGUUGUUUGAAAACAUAAAGGAUAUAUGUGUAUAAUGACCUUCCUCCUGCACUUGUUAUAUUUUCUUAGUUUUUUUUUUUUUUUUACAGCAACUGGAAAUUAUUUGGAUUUUAUUUUAGCCUGUCUCUUUAUAAUAAAGAUUUGAUCAGUAUGUAAAUAAGUGAUUUGAAACAUGGUUGACUUACAAGUGUCACUACAACUUUUUAGAAAACAUAACCCCUAAUAUACAUUAACCAAGGCCCAGGUGAGCCAGUGGGCAUGCGCUCUGUGUAGAGAUGGGAGAAGCAGUGCUGCCUAUCCUUUCUCUCGGUGGACAGUGUACUGUCCUAAUAAAGAAGGGAAGCACAAUGGAAACACACCUGAACUGUUUUAUUGCAGUAAUUUUUUUCAUAUCUGAAAUUGUAUUAUUUAAUAUUUUGAAUAAAAUUUUAAAAAAUAAAUGGCAAAACUAUAAA
Cynocephalus volans (Philippine flying lemur) is the source of this 2184-nucleotide messenger RNA. RefSeq names its product chromosome 2 C5orf15 homolog (gene C2H5orf15). The record is from RefSeq and is a predicted model, not a curated record. The coding region runs from base 37 to 834 and encodes 265 amino acids. Lineage: Eukaryota; Metazoa; Chordata; Mammalia; Dermoptera; Cynocephalidae. The transcript is spliced from 3 exons.